AUGGCGACUAUGGCGAGACCGUCUCCGAAGCGACGUGUGUCCAAGGCAGGCUUCGAAGAUGCUGCCGCCAUGCACCAGUUCUUGGAUAACUUCAGCGGUACCAACAGUCCCAAGCGCCACAACGUUGGCAGUAUGUCAUACGACGACCCACCACCGUUUCCCAAAAGCGUGAGUUUGCUUCGACAAGCAGCGCCGUUCAAGAUUCUCAUUCCCGAACAUACCCCCCUGUCGUGCGAGAAGAGCAGCUUAGACGCAUUGUUCCCAGCAGGACUAACUCCAAAGCAUGACAUGCGAGUGGAAAGUGGUGGACAUACCAACAAGUCUCUUUCCACCGCCGACGGUUUCUUUGCCAUUUCCACUGGACUCACCCCCAAACCCCACCGACACAGCAAUCAGUCUCCUAGCACCAGUCCUCGGUCUACUACGUCGAGCGACAGCGCUGGACCCCAGGAUUCGGCGCAAGCGUGCGAUUUUGAUGACUUGAGCGACGACGGCUUCGACUUUCUCACACCAUCCCCCGAGCUGCAGGGACCCUCCUCAGUCGACUUUUCAACGGAGUUGGAUACAAUUAACAACAACUACAACGCAGCACUAUGCACUCCCACGCCAAUCCUGGAAAUGUACAGCGGCAGCAUGGACGCGACGGUGGCCAUGAUGGCUGCGGGGUACCCACGGCCCAUGCUGAUGAGUCACCAACAAAACCCCCAUCACCACCAACUCACCCCCCAUCAACUACAGCACUUGCAUCACCACCACCAGCAGCAACAACAACACCAGCAACAUCUACAUCAUCCUUCGUCGGUCGCGGCCGGAUAUCCGCAACUGUUUGACCUGUCGUCGUCGACCAGUUUGAUGAUGGACAAGGGCGGCCAAAACAUGGUGCAUCCUGGCAGCUGGUGUGAAAAAGAAGACAAGUUGCUACGAAAGUCGGUCAAGAACUUGGGCACAAAGAACUGGAAGCAGGUUGCGAUGGUGCUUGGCACGGGCAAGUCGGACAUGCAGUGCCUCCACCGGUGGAACAAGGUGCUCAAGCCGGGGCUGCUGAAAGGCGCGUGGAGUGCCGAGGAGGACGACGUCCUUCGCACGCUCAUGACCAAGUUCGGCGUCGGCAACAUUCGGUGGGCCGACGUGGCGAAUCACAUUCAAGGGCGGACGGGGAAGCAGUGCCGCGAGCGAUGGCGCAACUGCCUCAGCCCUGACAUCAACAAGGGCGAAUGGACGCACUCGGAGGACGAAGUCAUGUUUCGAGCGCAGCAGACCAUGGGCAACCGAUGGAGUGAAAUAGCCAAGCUCUUGCCCGGGCGCACGGAAAACGCCAUAAAAAAUCGAUGGAAUUCCAGCGCCCGGAAAAACUGGUUUUCAAAGCAGGCGGGGAUGCCAACGGGGCAUCAUCACGACGGCAUGGGCGGGGAGGAUGCGGUGGAAGUCAAGUCGGAGAGCGCCAUGAGUCACUUUAACUUGGGCGACAUGGACAAAGCCAUCGUCCAACACAACCGCCACCGGUCCCGCAGCUACUCGGAAGACAGCAGCCUCUCGGUAGAGGACAGCUGCACCAGCAGCACCAUCGACGACCUGGACUUGGUCGAAGACGACAGCUUUCCGUCCACGUUUCUGGACCAGCUAAGUCCGUCCAAGGAUCUGCUGGACGACGACCUGAGCCUACUCUUCGACACGGUGGCUAAAGACUUUGAGACCAUCACUGCGUAA
Molecule: messenger RNA, 1707 nt
Organism: Aphanomyces astaci
Lineage: Eukaryota; Oomycota; Saprolegniomycetes; Saprolegniales; Verrucalvaceae
Exons: 3
Coding region: 1-1707 (568 amino acids)
Biological process (GO): regulation of DNA-templated transcription
Cellular component (GO): nucleus
Molecular function (GO): RNA polymerase II cis-regulatory region sequence-specific DNA binding; DNA-binding transcription factor activity, RNA polymerase II-specific
Source: RefSeq, a predicted model, not a curated record